Molecule: messenger RNA, 3813 nt
Organism: Drosophila suzukii
Lineage: Eukaryota; Metazoa; Arthropoda; Insecta; Diptera; Drosophilidae
Gene: ms(3)76Cc
Product: male sterile (3) 76Cc
Source: RefSeq, a predicted model, not a curated record
UUGUUUUGUGAUUAGCCUAGGUAUCAAUACUUCCUAUCUGAAAUACUCAGCUAAAUUUCAAGUAUAACAAAAACUAAAAAAGGAAAAUUUCGUUGUGUAAAAUUAGAUUUCCAGACAUUCGAAAAUGCCGAUCAGCCGACAGGACCUGCACCGUUUGGCCAGCACUCCCAGCUGCGGUCCUCGUUUGACCAAAAGCCAGACGAGCAACACGUAUAUCAGCUAUACUGACAUGGGUCUGGGCAGCAAGUUCUACGGCGGAGGAUCUUCCAGGGGGGAACCCAGCUGCGAUCACUGGCAGUUCUGCGAGAAGGUGCCCAAUCGCUCGGAAGUGGAGGCCGACUCCUUGGGCAGUCCCGUUGGUCUGGUAUGCUCGAAUGCCACCUUAAACAAUCCCUGCGGAAGUUCUCCGAUGCAGCAGGAGGCGAAUGUCCUUAAUUUCGCCACCUACCUGAAGGCUUUUGCCUUGAUUUAUGUCCUGCCGGAAGUGGAUUGGACGGCAGAGAAGAUCGACAUGCUGCUGGAGGAGGGCACUGAUUUAUUCCGAGCCAGCUCCGAAGUGGAUCAGGGGAAGGACGUUCAGGAGGAACACAAACUGCUAGAGCCGGAGAUCUACACCAACGAGGAGAAGCGGAUUAAGAGAAACUUUAACCUUGAAGGGCACACCUUUACCUUGGCAUUGGAACCUCGAUAUCUGGGGGCAGGAUCGAAGCCCCUGGAGCACCAGCCCCCGCAUACCAUUGAUAAUCUAAGGCCAGUGCUUAUCAAUUUCUUCAAGUCUAGCCGCUACUGUCUCCUGCUCACCCGAGUUGGCCACCUGCUCAUCUGGCGGCGCAGAAAGGUGUUCUUUGUCCUGGACGUGAAGGGCAGAAGGAAGGAAGACCUUGAGACCGUCCAGGAUAACGGGGUGGCCAUGCUGGUGUGCCUUAAAACCAUAGACAAUGUUGUCCAUCUGGCCAGCAACUUGAGUGGCAUUUCGCCCCAAGACGAGUUCACCAUUCGGGAACUGGUGGUUGUUCGUUUGGAGACCCCAGAUGGACGCAUCUAUAUGCGCGACACUAGCCACCGAUCCAUCGAGUUUAAGGUGGUAAACAAAAGCUAUGCCUACCUGAAGGGCACUUUGCACCUCUCGCUAAACGAAGAUGAUCUGGUCAGAAACCGGAGCAGCCUGAUGGUGGCCGUGGGCUCAAUCCUGGCCAGCAAAAUCGAUCACCCGGCCAACUGGGACACCAACAUGCUGGAUCGUUUAAUCUGCUACGGAGUGGAGCUUUGUCGGAACUGCUGGUCGGAUUGCUUGAGGGAUCGGCGACCCAUUGACCUGGACACAUUUCCCACGCAACUCAGGAUGGGCCAGUAUGUCCUCGAGCUGAAGCUGAUCCCGAAUGUGAGAACAGGCCACUGGAAGUGCGGCGUCCGCAUCAUUGGCACCGACUUCGAAGCGCACGUCUCGGAGGCUCUCAAGGAGUUCGGCAACGUGGUGUUCCAGAUCAACAACCAGAUGUACGCCAUCUGGGUCAAGGAUGAGUUCUACUACCUGCUCGAUCCCUAUCGCCACACGAUCGUGGGCACCCAUGUGGUGGAGGACAAGGGAGAGGGCGCCAAGUGGGCCACGGUGCGCAUGUUCCGCGACCAGCUGACCAUGCUUAGCGUGUUCCACCAGCUGCUGAAGGAGUCCAACCGGCAGUCGGCCUACUAUCUGCAUGUGGUGCGUAUCCGUAAUCUCGCCGAGUGUCCCGAAGGAUACGCCUUGGCUCCGCUGACCGAGGACGUGGACAAUCACGACGUGAAGUCCCUGAACGAACCCAUCCUGUUUAAUGAGCAGCAAGGGGUAAGUGUCUGUAAUAAGUCCCUGGCCGAUAUCAGCGACUACGAGGAGGAUGUUAUCAGUCGCAUAGGGGAUAAAUUCGACAUCGAGAAAUUUCGAUUCUUGGAUAAGCGCCAGGAUGCAGGUGCAGAGUGUGAAAUGUGCGAGGAGGAGUGUGAGUUUCAGACCGAAUGUCGCAUUACGCCCUGCAAAAAUAAUAGUCCAGGCGCCUGUACAAGAACCAGGAUGCCCACUCUGGAGAAAAGGGGACUUCAGGGAAAUUUCGAAAAGAAAACCUCUAAGAGAAACGUGGAACUUGCCAGGCCUUCAAUAAUUAAGGGACAAUUUGUAAAUUCCUAUAGGCAGACUGGCGGAAGGUCUUAUAUUCAAUCAGCCGCAAAGUCCCCUGUACGUUUCACAUCUAAGGCUGUGACAUCUCCGGGAAGGUUUAUAAAACAAAAUACGAAAUCCUCAAGACAAACUGGCGGCACGGGUUUAAGCUAUAUUUCUGCCAAGUCCCCUGAACGUGCCAGACCUAAAGACGGUUUAUCUCCUAGCAGGUUCCCCGUAAUUUCUACAUCUCCAGAAGUCUCUUCCCCUGGUAAAAUUCUACAAAGAAGUUUAAAAUCCCCCAGGAAAAUUGGUGGCAGGUCCCCCGUAUGUUCCAGGUCUAGAGAUGGGUCGUCUCCUGUAAGGAUUAUGAAAAAGAUCUCCAGGCAAACUGGUGGCAUGUCUUUUAGAGAUUCACCAAUUACAAAAACCUCUAGAAAAACUGGCGCAACGACUUCCAGUCCUACCGCAAUGUGGUCUGCACGCUCUAGAUCUAGAGAAGGGUCUUCUCCUGGAAGGAUUGUGAAAAAUAAUAUAAAGACCGCUAGGGAAAGUGGCGGCAGGUCUUAUAAUCAUACUCCCUCCAACUCUCCUGUACGCUCCAAGUCUAGACACAGGCCAUCUCCUGGCAAGACUGCUCUUAAACGCUCUUCAAAGGGAAACACGUCAAAUGGGCCAAGUUCCAAAGUUCCUAAUGCCAAAGAAACAAUUAUUUCAGAUGCCCCCAAACUAUUACUGCCCCACCCUGCAAUCAGUAAAAGUCCCUACACCAAACCUGUGCCUCCGAACAGAUCAAAUAUUACAGAAUCAGCAACAAAUGACCGAACACCCCACAAAGGCGAAGUGCUUCAGAGAGAGGAAACCAGAGAACGGGCAACCCUUAAUGAAUCGGCGAAGAUGGCCUUAACUCAGGGUCACAUGCUCAAGCAGUCCGUGGAUAAGUCCAAUGGUCUUGGCGUAGCUCCUGUGGCCAACGCCCACCUUAACACACCCGCUGUCUCGGAUUUUGUCCGCCAACUAGACCAAAUGGAUACAACUACUCUUCCGUUGCCAGGUUUUCAAACAGCUGGGGAUUCCAACGAACAUCCUGAAGGGUGCUGUUGCCGUGGUGGUGCAGAGGAUACCACGGAGAGAAGCGAAAGGCAAGCUUCGCUGCCCAAAUACCCCGGUUUUAAUCGGGUGCCCCAGCUGCUGGCCGUCGCUGGAUCCGAGAGUGGAACCAUGGAGAGCCUUAACCGGGUGCUGGGCUCCGCUUUCAAGGUGGCCAAUCGGGUGCUUACGAUGACGCCUUGGGGCAACUACGUGGUCUUCAGGCAUCAUCCCACCCACAGGUCGGAGUCGGAGUCGGCGGCCUCGUUGUUCUACUUGUUCGAUGGCUGUACCUGUGACAUUGACCGAUUUCGGCACUUGGACCUCACCACGGGCACUGCCGGCUUGAUCGCAUUCCGCAAGCAGUCGGAGGUGGUGUGCCACAUUAUCGAUUCGCGGGAGGAGAAGGCCUUUAAUACGCUGCGCAACCAGUUGGAGGAUCCUCCCCAUAAAAGGAUGAAAAAACUGUUGGUUCGUUGAUGCUCGGAAAGAUAUUUUUCAAAAUUAAAUUGGCCAUAUAAAUAAAAUUUUUAGUGAGCUAAACUUCCCAUAUAAACGACUGUUGGAAUUUUACACAAACUGUUUUUGACAAA